GGUUAGCAUAGUACCUGCCCUCUAACGUCCCACCCACCUCGUCAAACCGGAACACAACCUGACCGAAACCCGUCUAGUUAGUAUGAAAACACGACAGAUCAGUGAAAAGCUUCAAUAGCAAACAGACUAUCUGCUCAGAGACAUCACCGGGAGGACAUUAAACCGGCUGGACGGAUUAAACUGAAGCUACUAACGGCUGUUAACGGCUCUGUUGGGUAGCAGCUUUUAGCUCGCUACUUUAGCUUGUCUGCUAACUUUAACAUAAAUCCGGAUUUCACAGCUGUUUAAGGUUGCGCAAGACUUUAUAAAACACCCUUUUAAUAUCUCACCAUGGGAUCCAGAGCGUCCACGUUACUCCGAGAAGAGGAGAUUGAAGAAAUCAAGAAGGAGACUGGCUUCUCCCACAGUCAGAUCACUCGGCUGUACAGUAGAUUCACCAGUCUGGAUAAAGGAGAAAACGGCACCCUAAGUCGAGAAGAUUUCCAGAGGAUCCCGGAGUUGGCCAUCAACCCGCUGGGAGACAGAAUCAUCAAUGCGUUCUUUCCUGAAGGAGAGGACCAAGUAAACUUCAGGGGCUUCAUGCGAACCUUGGCUCACUUCAGACCAAUCGAGGACAAUGAGAAGAGCAAGAACGCCGCCGUCAGCGAGCCACUCAACAGCAGGACAAACAAGCUUCUCUUUGCUUUCCGUCUGUAUGACCUGGACAGAGAUGACAAAAUCUCUCGGGAUGAGCUGCUGCAGGUCUUACGGAUGAUGGUUGGUGUAAACAUUUCAGAUGAACAGCUUGGCAGCAUUGCUGAUAGGACCAUACAGGAGGCUGACACCAACGGAGAUAACUCCAUUUCCUUCAAUGAAUUCAUCAAGGUCUUGGAGAAGGUGGACGUCGAACAGAAAAUGAGCAUCCGGUUCCUACACUAAAUAGAUUUUUUUUUUUAAUUAUUAUUUUGAGUAGAGCUUCAACAUGUCAGUUGAUGUCAGAACACAACCUCAUCCAGCUUCUCAGCAGGCUGCUGUGGCCCACACUCUGAGUACACGCCGUCAGAUCAGCGUUAGGUAGAUAAAGUCAUAGAUCUUGAGUUUCUGCCUCUGCACUGCUCUGUAAACAAAGGGAAAAGUUGCGUGCCUUGGGUUGUUUUAUGCAAUGUCACUGUAUUUUUUUCCCAGUUAUGGAACAUUAUUUAUUAGAAAACCUUUAGAAGGUCACGGUUAGUGCCACUGCUGUUCCACUUUUCACAUGAAACAUUAUUUUAAAGCGCUGUACCAUUUUUGCUAUUGCAGUGAGUAAGUUUAUUCUAAGUUUACUCAUGCUGUUCAGUGGAUAGUUAGCACACUUUGUGUCUUUGUCCAUAUAAAUAUGCAACGGUUCAAAGUGAAACUCGUAAGAUGUGUGAUUCCACUCAAAACAGACAGUGUUUUUAUUGCUAACAGGAUCUUAUGACUCCUUUUCUUUGACUUGUGGCAGAGCAAGUCAAACCAGCCUGCUCUAAGUUUUACCCUUGAAACAAAGCAGGGCCUGCUCCACAGAUCUUUUGUGUUUUACUCACUGAAGUGCCAUGGCUUUGGUUCCCCUUUGUAAGUUAUUAUCUCAACAGUAAACCAGAACCUAUGGCCAUGUUUGUGUAUUUUUUAACCUAGCUACUGCCAAUAGAUUAUGUUUCAAUUGUUGGACUUCAACCAAAGCCAGAAACCACCUGGGGCCUGUUGGAGCCGCUGCUGAUUCAACAUGUGUAUAAUGUGAUAUUUAAAGAACUGCUUAUUCAGUUACAGCUAGAAGAAUGAAGACUUCCAUCUCUUUGGCUGGUGUGUGUGUGUCUUCCCUAGCACCUGUUCUAGUACAUUUGCAAACUGAUAUCACUAGGAUUUAGCUGCUUUCAAAAAGUGUUUCCCCGGAUUGAGUCUUGGCAAACAGUGUCAGGCCCUGUGGUGGGAACUGGGCUGUGUACCAGUUAGUUUGUAGACUCAGAACAGGUAAACCCAUGAUAACGCGCUAUGCUUCUAUUUAUCUGAUCAGUCUCUCUGUGGAUAAGAAAAGUGUUUGUCUGACUAUUUCUUUUCCCCAUUGACUAGUUCCAGAUGCUAAAGAGAAUCAAAUGUAUUCCGAAUAUAUUUUCUGUACAGGCUAGUGUACAUUUACAGGCCGACCCUCUAAUCUUUAAUGUGAGUUUGUUAAAUCAUUACAAGAACACCCUCCAGCAGCUGAGUGCAGGAAAUACAACUUGACCAUUUUAUUAAUCAUUAUGUGAUUAUCAAUCAAGAUAUGGUUCACAUGUUACGUGAUGUUGGUCUCUGUAUUAUCAAAGUGAUUCAUGAAUUUGAUUUGAAUAAAUUAAGUGCCAUGCUUA
Messenger RNA from Sebastes umbrosus (honeycomb rockfish), 2342 nucleotides. It is a transcript of the gene chp1, whose product is annotated as calcineurin-like EF-hand protein 1. NCBI's taxonomy places the organism in Eukaryota, Metazoa, Chordata, Actinopteri, Perciformes, Sebastidae. Bases 331 to 918 code for a protein of 195 amino acids. The transcript is spliced from 7 exons. Gene Ontology annotation, molecular function: calcium ion binding. The record is from RefSeq and is a predicted model, not a curated record.